UGCGUGUGAUUUGCAUUGUCAUCUCUAGCUUUGCGUUGGGUUAUAGAAUUCAGUCGCGAAAUGAGUUCUUCCGGAUUCCUGAGCGACUUCCACAUUCCGCACCUCGCUAGGUGCCCAGGAGUGAUCCCGAGUGUUCCCAUGGGCAGAACCCGGAACGAAUCUCCGCCAGCGCCGGAAGUCGUGACCGGAAACCGCCUCAUUGCACCUGGUAAACAAGCGGGCAACUUGGAUCCCGGUCCCCGGUCCAUGAGACCCUUGAAACGGAAGGCUGAGCAGAUGGAGGUGGACUCGAAGCUGAUCAACAAGCUGGCCUUGUUUCCCGGACGGGACGAGAGCUAUCCGGAGGAGCUGAACCGGCUGAUUGGGCCGCUGAACUGCGAGCUGUGCAAGGUGCAUGUGACCUCGAGGAAGUGCGCCCGAGAUCACUACGAGUCCAAGGCCCACGACCGCCACAUCAGCGCCUGGCUGGCGAAGAACUACACAGAGGCUGGUCUGCAGGCGCCUCCAGUCAAGCGGCUGGCCAAGCAGGGACCCACCGGCCCCAGUGCCUUCCACUGCGACCUGUGCGACCUGGACCUCACCUCCUCCAUGCAUGCCCGCCAGCACUACCUGGGCCGCAAGCACAAGCUGGUGGAGCAGCGCGUCUCGAAGCCCUCGGGAGCCGGGCACUACGACUCCGCCGGAAAGUGGGUGCGAACAGGCAGCAAGCUCGAGGGCGAAGGAGUGAACCCUUCUGAUGGACGCCAUGGCAUAGGGACCCUGUUCCUCAAAGCGGAGGCCUUGGGACAGGAUGUCCCCAUGGAGGAAGUGCCUCAGGAGAGCCCGAUUAAGGCGGAGGACAAGGAGCGCACCUGCAGCCUGUGCAAAAUAGUGGUCACUUCUGCGCCCCAAAUGCAGAUCCACUUGGCAGGGGCCAGGCACCAGAAGAACAUGCGCACCGCUGGACAGGAUCUGUCUGGCGGUGUAAGCCUUCCGGAGGCGCCACCGCCAUCCGAAAAACUGGAUGCCGCGGAACUGGCCAUGUACCGUACUCCGAUUGGCCAGUACUACUGCAAGCCCUGCAACAUGAUGAUGAAUCAUGCGACCACCUUGCAGCAGCACCUAAUUGGAAAGAAACACCUGAAGUCGGUGAAAGCCCUUUCCCAAACCGAAAAGACCGUCUAGAUUGUAAUGACAGCAAUACCAGACGGUUGUACUUAUAAUCAAUUUGUAGUAUCAUGACUCUACGAUUAUCGUCAAAUAAUUAUUAUGUAGCCAAUGGAAAAUGUGAAAUCCCUUUAUUGCAUUUUCAAAACCCCAGUUCUGUUAUUUAAGAAUUUACUCUAUAAUGACAAAAGCGUGUUCCACAAAGUGGAACUCAUAUAAUUAAUUUAUAAAAGUUGCAUUGAUUUCUGAUUUGCAAUGUAAUAAACCUAAGAUACCUCUA
Messenger RNA from Drosophila rhopaloa, 1426 nucleotides. Its product is annotated as zinc finger protein 346. NCBI's taxonomy places the organism in Eukaryota, Metazoa, Arthropoda, Insecta, Diptera, Drosophilidae. Gene Ontology annotation, molecular function: nucleic acid binding; zinc ion binding. The record is from RefSeq and is a predicted model, not a curated record.